Coregonus sp. 'balchen' is the source of this 5620-nucleotide messenger RNA. Lineage: Eukaryota; Metazoa; Chordata; Actinopteri; Salmoniformes; Salmonidae. The record is from the annotation of a GenBank genome assembly.
AUGGUGAAGAACAAAAUGGGACAUUUUAUCUUGCUUGCGCUUCUGCUUGGUUUCCUGCCAACAGGUAAGGUUUUUAAUCUAAAAGCGCUUUUAGAUACGCCUCUAACAUGUAUUGAGCUUUAUUACUUACAAAACACAACUGAAUUGUUCGUUGUCUUGAUUCUUUCCAAAAUAAGCAUGUUAGAAUAAGUUAAUAAUCGACAGGUGUAAACAUGACAAGGCCAACAAGUCAUGGUCACGUGACCGUAAGGUGUUUACAAGCAGAUGGGUGUUCUGGACAAUUAAUUUACUUUCUAGCUUCUUACAUUAAACCUUGCUAUAAAUUAUUGUAUCAGAGUACUAAUUUGCACUUAUGUAUACAAAUUAAGAAGUUUGAAAAACAGUUUUUAUUAAACAUUUGAAUGCUCACACAUCCUUUUUAUUUUUUACUAUCCUCUCAUUCUAUCUCACCACUCUCUGUCUUUCAGAGGUGUUUUCCAUCCAGGUGAUUGUUCCUCAGACAGAGAGGAGUACGGCUCUCUUUGCCUCGGUCAUCAUACGCUGUGACUACUCCACCUCCGCCAACGCACAGGACGUCCUGGUCACCUGGCGCUACAAGUCCUUCUGCAAGGACCCCGUGCUGGAAUUCUACUCCACAGGUGAGAUGUUAAAGGACAGGUAAACGAGUGAGGGCUGCAUGGACACUAGUGUUGCCCUCCCUCUGUCUAUACGUUAUCAUAGUCUUCUUAUAAUGGGGCUGUGGCGAUUGUGAUGUCAUAAAUCGAACUGCAGAGCUUGUGAGGUAGCAACAGGGCUGUGGAGAUUGUGAUGUCAUAUUGUAAUAGAGCAGUGAAAAUUGUAAUGUAAUAAUGGAACUGUGUAGUUUGUGAUGUCAUAAGGUGCUGUGGCGAUUGUGAUGUCAUGCUUUGGAGAUUGUGCUGUCAUAAUGGGAAUAUGACGAUUGGGAUGUAAUAAUGGAGCAGCAGAGAUUGUGAUGUCAGAAUUGUAUAGUGAUGCCAUAAUGAGGCUUUGAAGAUUGUAUGAUGUCAUAGUGGUGCUGUUGAGAUUGGGACACCAAUAUGAUAAUGGCGCUGUUGGUGUAUAGUGAUGUCAUCAUAAUGCUUCCAUUCUCCUCCUGCUGUAGCCUAUCAGGCGGCUCUGCAGCUGGGCCAGGACCCAGCCAAUGACUGUCCAGACCGCCAGCGCACCGUUCGCACCGUCAUCCAGAAGAAGGGCACCAAUGAGGCCACCCUGGGCUCUGAGUAUCGGGAGCGCAAGAUAUCCAUCCAAAACAGUGAGUGUUACCCCAACAUAGUGAGAGAGACCCCAAUUCUCAGAUUUGUAAAUGUUGCAUUAAGUGUUAUCAUGCACAUGUACAGUAAGUGCUUGUGUGUGUGUGUGUGUGUGUGUGUGUGUGUGUGUGUGCGCGCGCACCUGCCCUCCACAGAGGCCGACCUGGUUAUGAAUGAGGUGAUGUGGUGGGAUAAUGGUGUGUACUUCUGCUCCAUCGACGCACAGGGAGACACUACAGGAGACUCAGACCGCGAGGUCAAACUCAUUGUUUACCGUAAGUGACUGCAAAUGUUUUUUGCUUUUUCAGGAUGUGUUAAAACUCUCAAAAUGUUCACUUAUACAUAGGGCAUACAUAGUACAUGUAGGGCAACCAAAUGUAUGUACUUGCAUGUUCCACCAAAGCAUUGCUUUCCUGGGAAAACCGUGGAGUGCCUGUGGCGCAUCAUUAAAAAGUGCUCUUAGGCUUGAGGACCAACUGUGCAGCUAAUGUGUUACACAAUAGUGGGUCAUGUUUCAUUCUUCCAUAACUAUGUUCCAGGGGUUCUCUAUGCAAAACAUGCAUUCAACAAACAGUACACCAUGUAAUGGCCUAUUUUGUCUCCAUAAGAAUAUGAGUGACCAUAUAUUAGUGUAGAAACGUGGCGCUGUGUGUGGAUCUUUAAAAACAAUGUGAGUAACACAGUAGAAAAACUCCACUACCCACUAUGCACUUCUGUAGAUCUGAAAGGAUGGCAUAGGUACAGUAUAAACAAAAUGAUAGUAUCUCCAGCACGACAUGCAGCGGAGGCACGCGUCGACACACAAAUCGAAGUGAGAGUGGCGAGGGGAAGGGGUCGGUUUGGGAUUCAGCCCACUGCUCUCUCCUCUGUUGCUAAGUACAGUGCCUUCAGAAAGUAUUCACACCCGUUGACUUUUUCCACAUUUUGUUGUGUUACAGCCUGAAUUUAAAAUGGAUUAAAUUGAGAUUUUUGUGUCAUUGACAUUAUGGGGUAUUAUGUGUAGGCCAAAGUGGAAUUAUGUUUUUAGACAUUUUUACAAAUUAUACUGAACAAAAAUAUAAACGCAACAAUUUCAAAGAUUUUACGGAGUUAGAGUUCAUAUAAGGAAAUCAGUCAAUUGAAAUAAAUUAAUUAGGCCCUAAUCUAUGGAUUUCAUAUGACUGGGCAGUGGUGCAGCCAUGGGUGGGCCUGGGAGGGCAUAGGCCCACCCAUUGGGGAGCCAGGCCCAGCCAAUCAGAAUGAGCUUUUCCCCACAAAAGGGAUUUAUUACAGACAGAAAUACUCCUCAGCAGCACCUUUAUAUUUUUGUUAAUUGUAAUAAAAAAUGAAAAGCUGAAAGUCAAUAAGUAUUCAACCCCUUUGUUAUGGCAAGCCUAAAUAAGUUCAGGAGUAAAGAUUUGCUUAACAAGUCACAUAAGUUGCAUGGACUCACUCUGUGCAAUAAUAGUGUUUAACAUGAUUUUUGAAUGACUACCUCAUCUCUAUACCCCACACAUACAAUUAUCUGUAAGGUCCCUCAGUCGAGCAGUGAAUUUCCAACACCGAUUCGACCUCAAAGACCAGGGAGGUUUUCCAAUGGCUCGCAAAGAAGGGCACCUAUUGGUAGAUGGGUAAAAAUAAAACAAACAGACAUUGAAUAUCCCGUUGAGCAUGGUGAAGUUAUUAAUUACAUUUUUGAUGGUGUAUCAAUAUACCCAGUCAAUACAAAGAUACAGGUGACCUUCCUAACUCAGUUGCCGGAGAGGAAGGAAACCGCUCAGGGAUUUCACCAUGAGGCCAAUGGUGACUUUAAAAUAGUUAUAGAGUUUAAUGGCUGUGAUAGGAGAGAACUGAUGAUUGAUCAACAACCUAAAUGACAGAGUGAAAAGAAGGAAGCCUGUACAGAAUACAAAUAUUCCAAAACUUGCAUCCUGUUUGCAAUAAGGCAAUAAAGGAAAACUGCUAAGAAUUUGGCAAAGAAAUGAACUUUAUAUCCUGAAUACAAAGCCUUAUGUUUGGGGCAAACAGCACAUUACUGAGUACCACUCUUCAUAUUUUCAAGCAUGGUGGCGGCUGCAUCAUGUUAUGAGUAUGCUUGUCAUCGGACUAGGGAGUUUUUUAGAGUAAAACAAAACGGAAUAGAGCUAAGCACAGGCAAAAUCCUAGAGGAAAACAUGGUUCAGUCGGCUUUCCAACAGACACUGGGAGAAAUUCACCUUUCAGCAGGACAAUAACCUAAAGCACAAAGCCAAAUAUACACUGUAGUUGCUUACCAAGACGACAUUGAAUGUUCCUGAGUGGCCUAGUUACAGUCUUGACUUAAAUCGGCUUGAAAAUCUAUGCCAAGACUUGACGAUGGCUGUCUAGCAAUGAUCAACAACCAACUUGACAGAGCUUGAAGAAUUUAAAAAAGAAUAAUCUGCAAAUAUUGUACAAUCCAGGUGUGCAAAGCUCUUAGAGAUUUACCCAGAAAGACUCACAGCUGUAAUCGCUGCCAAAGGUGAUUCUAACAUGUAUUCACACGGGUGUGAAUACUUAUGUAAAUGACAUUUCUGUAUUUCAUUUUCAAUAAAUUUGCUAACAUUUCUAAAAACAUGUUUUCACUUUGUUAUUAUGGGGUAUUGUGUGUAGAUGGGUGAGAGAUUUUGUUUUAUUUUUUUAAUCCAUUUUGAAUUCAGGCUGUAACACAACAAAAUGUGAAAUACGUCAAUGGGUAUGAAUACUUUCUGAAGGCACUGUAUGUGUCCUACAUGACCUCUUGACCUCUGUUCCAGAUUGGCUGACGGUGCUGUUCAUCAUCAUCGGGGCUCUGCUGCUCAUGAUGCUGUUCUGUAUCUGCUGUUGUCAGUGCUGCCCCCAGAAAUGCUGCUGCUACGUCCGCUGUCCCUGCUGCCCACAGACCUGCUGCUGCCCUGAGAAAGGUACCACACUCACACGAGUGAGCGCACACCCACACAGUGAUACACACACUUAUUCACACCUCUCCUCUCUCCCCAGCGGUGAUGCAGCACAGGAUGAUGCGAGAGGCCCAGAAGUCAAUGGCCCCCUGGAUGCACGGCCAGCCCAUCUACGCCCCCAUCAGCAACCACACCUCCCAAGGCAACCCAGUGAUGUACUCAGGUCAGUCUUAUAAUGUUGUUAGUUUUGUACCCUGCAUGCUGUGAAACUAUCUCCUGAACUCCGGUCAAUGUUAUAAUGUUUUAUCCUCAAGGUUCUCCCCAAAGAAUGUAAGAGAGGCGCUGCGCCACCUUGUGGACUGGCUGCGCCACUAUGUAAAAAUAGAAACACAAAAAUCUCUGGGCACCCCCCCCUCCAGGCCUCCCCCCGGCCGUACUCAGAAGCACCACUUGUUAAAGAAUCCUGGGGAGAACCUUGAACCAUGCAUGCUGUGAAAUGAUCUACUGGUCUCAGGUCAGUCUUAUAACAAUGCUAAUGCUGUGUGAUUCGCUAUGUCUCCAGGCUCGUUCUCCGAUGGGUACCCUACCAAGCCCAACUUUGCCAUGGCCCCGAUGGGCCCCUCGCCCCUGCCCCUCCAGCAGCAGCCUAUCCCCCAACACCACAUGCCCCAACACCAAUACGGUAUCCACCACGGUAACGGCAGCAUGCACGGCGGGAGCGUGCACGGCACCAACCAGAUGCUGGACUUCCUGGAGAGCCAGGUGAGGGGGGUGCACAGCCAGAUGCCCCCUCCCCCUCAUCAUCAGCACCUGCCCCACCAGUACCAUCCCCAGGGAGUCUCCCAGGGAGUCCCCUUCACGGCCGGCCCCCCCAGCAUGCUGUCUGCCCUGGAUGAGAUGGGGGUGAGGGGGGUGGAGAGGAGGGUGAUCACCUUGCCCCCCAUUGUCCAGCGGGUCCCCAGUUUCUCCUCUCGCAGGGGGAAUGGAGGGGGAGGAGGAGGGACCAGUGGCGCACCCAGAAUAUCCAGCCAAUCCAGCGGCAGCUCCAACCGCACUGGGGGUGGCGGCGGUGGGCGUUACAGUGACAACCGGCGUGACAAACACGACCCCUCCCCUCCGCGGCAGGGCAUCCUGCGUAGCUACAGCGAUGAGUCAGACUGGGGCGACCGAAGGGGAGGGCCGAGGAGGGAGGGGCAAGGCUCAGCUGGGAGGAGGACCGGAGGAUCUGGGUCAGCGCCACGGUCCCGUAGUCGUGACGACAUGAUGGAGGAACUGCGUCGGUCAGCCCCCGCCAGGCGAGACAGGAGCCACUCACCUCCUUCCCGUCGUCAAGGGUCCUGGAGCUCGGAUGAGGAGGACAGCAGGAGGGGGGGAGGAAGGGGGGGCAAGGGGAAGCUGUGGCCAGAGAAACCCCCCAGCUACUCCUCCAUCGAGAUCCAAAACAGCAACAGGAGGAACUACGACCGCUACUCA